Molecule: messenger RNA, 1734 nt
Organism: Besnoitia besnoiti
Lineage: Eukaryota; Apicomplexa; Conoidasida; Eucoccidiorida; Sarcocystidae
Exons: 1
Coding region: 1-1734 (577 amino acids)
Source: RefSeq, a predicted model, not a curated record
AUGGCGUUUUCAUAUUUUGCCGAGGCAGAGGGCCCGGUGGCUGGCGGGAGGUGGAGCCGCAGGCUCCCGGGCCAAGACGGCGAGGACGACAAGAGGAAAGUGAAGAAGAGAACGAGCAGAGGGUCACCUUCCGAGAAAUCCCCCGUGGUGCCUGCAGGGGUGGGAGAGGGAAACUUCGCAGCCCUGCGUGGCGCUGCCCCUGCGCGCCGCGCGUCGGUGCUUUCUCCCUCUUCUGGUGGGUCGUCGCCGCGAGCGGCGGCGGAGGCCGCGCCUGCGCCCGAGGCCGGCUUUGGGUCGCGAGGUGAGGGGAGGGGGGCGGGCGAGAAAGGCAGGAAGGCGCAUGCGAAGGACGCGGCGCGGCUGGGGAGCAAGAAAGCCGCGACGGGCUCAGCAGGCGCCUCUUCGGCGGGACUUGCCGAGGUCGCGGCAUCUCUCUCUCCCGAGCUUGAGACGAAAGAAAGUGGAGUGAGCCGGGCGCGCUCCACCGAUGAGGCCUUGAAGGCGAAGAAGCGAGGAGACAGAGGCCGCGACACGCGCGAGAAGGAAGGCAGUGACGGCAGCGCAGACGGCAGAAGAGAAGGCAAGAAGGCGGAGUGCGGAUCUGCGGCGGCGGGGACGAAGACCGCCAAGGCGAAGAGGAGAAAAGGAGAGAAGAAGGGAGAGAAAGGGAAGGAAAAUGUGCCAAAGAAUGAAGGGCUCUCGCAGCCGCCUUCCCCCGCACCGCCUUCGCUCUCGGUGCCAAACACUUCCUGCAGCCCAGUCCAACCCGCGAGUCUCCUCCCUGCCGAGGGCACCUGCAGAACAACGUCGCGACUGAUUGCACUGCUUCGGCAGAAGUCUCUCUCGUUUUCCUCUCUUCAUUCGCCUUCUUCUCUCUCUUCGUCUCCCGCUUCAUCCCCGUUGCCGACUGCGCUCGCCUUGUCGCGUUCUUCGCCGUCGCUCUCAGGGGAGGAGGCUGCGCUGCAAGAGCGACACCGCGAGAAGGGCAAUCGCUUGUUGGCACUUUUGAAGCGUCAGGGCGAGAAGAACGGGAAGGGACAGGCGACUUUCCUUUCUUCUUCGUCUGUUCCUGCGCUCCAUGCGUCGGCGUCGUUUCCUUCGGUUCACCGCGCCUCCCUGCCUCUUCUCUCGUCUUCCUUCCAUCCCGCGCCUCUGGCGCACCGCGACAGCAGAAGCGCGGAGGGCUUCUGCGGAGAACGCAGCUGGAGGGAGUCGACGCCGCCGACGCGAGCGCAGGCGCGCGCAGCGAGCGGCGUGCUGGCACCUGCGUUUCCGCUUCCGGAGGCAUUCCUCUCGCCAGGGGCGCUGCCACCCUUUAGACCCCCCACGCCGGGCGGGGAGACUGCCUGCGUUUCGGCGCCCGCGCGGCCGUGUGAGGCGCCGGCGCGGGGGAAUCCGGAGGGGAGAGGCACCGCCCGUAAGGGCGACGGCGCAGGAUUUCAGCGCCCGAAGGAGAAGACGCGCGUUCUUCUGGCUGCCAAAGAGCCGCGCACGAAGCCGGGCGUCGGCGCCUUUCCGCCGUUCCCUCCUGCGCCGACGUUUGGGCUCUCAGCGCCAGGCACUUUCGCGCUGCCUGUCUUCAUGCGGCCGCCGGACCCCUCGCAGGUUCCAGUCCCCUGCGCCUUCUUAGGGGCCGGCUGCGGGCAGAGCGCGAAGGGCGACGCCGACGCCGCUGAGCGACUGCGGCAGCCGAGCCCCGAGAAGCCGCGUCGAGUUGUCUGCGCGCUCGCGUAG